Messenger RNA from Peromyscus eremicus (cactus mouse), 536 nucleotides. RefSeq names its product hemoglobin subunit theta 1 (gene Hbq1). Gene Ontology annotation, cellular component: haptoglobin-hemoglobin complex; blood microparticle; hemoglobin complex. Gene Ontology annotation, biological process: oxygen transport; hydrogen peroxide catabolic process. The record is from RefSeq and is a predicted model, not a curated record. The transcript is spliced from 3 exons. NCBI's taxonomy places the organism in Eukaryota, Metazoa, Chordata, Mammalia, Rodentia, Cricetidae. Bases 10 to 438 code for a protein of 142 amino acids. Gene Ontology annotation, molecular function: peroxidase activity; heme binding; oxygen carrier activity.
ACAGCGAAGAUGGCUCUGUCCCAGAGCGACCGUGCGCUGGUUCUCGCUCUAUGGAAGAAGAUGAGCAGCAACGUUGGAAUCUACGCGACCGAGGCCUUGGAGAGGACCUUCGUGGCUUUCCCCUCCACCAAAACCUACUUCCCGCACAUGGACCUGAGUCCCGGCUCUGGCCAGGUUAAAGCCCAUGGCCAAAAGGUGGCCGAUGCCCUGACUCUCGCUGCCCACCACCUGGACGACCUGCCUGGUUCUCUGUCUGCUCUCAGUGAUCUGCAUGCUCACAAGCUCCGUGUGGAACCCGCUAACUUUCAGUUCUUCAACCACUGUCUGCUGGUGACUCUUGCCCGGCAUUAUCCAGGAGACUUCAGUCCAACGAUGCACGCCUGUCUGGACAAGUUUCUGGGCCUUGUGACUUCGGCACUGGUCUCCAAAUAUCGCUGAGGAUGUAUCCUAGUAUCCCAAAGCAAGGUUCCAAGAGGCGGGAAUUGCAGCUGAGCUGGAGUCACAGAACUCCUAUGGGAGUUCCUUGUAUUUUGUUU